AUGGAAAGGGGUCUACGACAAGGUGACCUGCUGUCUCCUUUUCUGUUUGUCCUUGUUGUUGAUGUGCUACAUAGGAUGCUUGGGGAGGUGGUUAGAAACGGACGCAUAUCUCCAUUCCUGAUAGGUAGAGAGCAGGUUGAGCUGUCACAUCUCCAGUUUGCGGAUGACACCAUUCUGUUCUGUCCCCCAGAGGAAGAGACAGUUAAGAACUACAGGAGGAUCCUUCGCUGUUUUGAGUUGAUGCCAGGGCUAAGCAUCAACUUUGAUAAAUCUAGCUUGAUUCCUAUUAAUUGUGAUGCUCAAUGGGUACAUCGUAUGUGCUGCGUACUAGGUUGCAAGGAAGCCUCCCUUCCAGUAAAAUACUUGGGGAUUUCACUAGGAGCUAAUCCAAGGUUUGUUAAGACUUGGAAGCCAAUUAUUGACAAAGUGGAGGAAAAACUUAGCCUUUGGAAAGCCAAAGUUCUUAAUAAAGCCGGUAAGUUGGUGCUCAUUAAAUCUGUACUAAAUAGCCUCCCUGUAUAUUAUUUGAGCCUGUAUAAGAUGCCAAAGGCUAUUGUGGAGAAGCUUAUUUCCUUACAGAGAAGAUUUCUAUGGAGUAAGAAGGAUGGUAGGAAUGGUAUGGCGUUAAUCAAGUGGGAGGUGGUGCAGGCGCCCAAAAAGCUUGGUGGGUUGGGUGUCGGGGAUGCCAUGUUGCGAAACAUAGCCCUUCUUUUUAAGUGGUGGUGGCGGUUUUCAAAGGAGGAUCGUCCGCUAUGGAAGAAGGUGGUAAUACAAGAGGACAUCAUCCCGGAGGAUAUAACAAGCUACAACUUUACAAGAACAAUCUGGAAAGGUUUAGUUCCACCAAGAGUUGAACUGUUUGUCUGGUUUGGUGUGCUUGGGUAUCAUUUGCGGGAAGGCUAUGGUCUUGCCCGGGGACGUUGA
Arachis ipaensis is the source of this 924-nucleotide messenger RNA. The record is from RefSeq and is a predicted model, not a curated record. Lineage: Eukaryota; Viridiplantae; Streptophyta; Magnoliopsida; Fabales; Fabaceae.